Messenger RNA from Melanotaenia boesemani (Boeseman's rainbowfish), 3638 nucleotides. It is a transcript of the gene kcnh8, whose product is annotated as potassium voltage-gated channel, subfamily H (eag-related), member 8. The record is from RefSeq and is a predicted model, not a curated record. The transcript has 16 exons. Lineage: Eukaryota; Metazoa; Chordata; Actinopteri; Atheriniformes; Melanotaeniidae. Gene Ontology annotation, biological process: regulation of membrane potential; potassium ion transmembrane transport. The coding region runs from base 81 to 3158 and encodes 1025 amino acids. Gene Ontology annotation, molecular function: voltage-gated potassium channel activity. Gene Ontology annotation, cellular component: membrane.
UGGGGGUACCUCACGCAUUCGGACGACUUGCACCGUCUCUUCAGUAACUUUAAUGGGGACUUCGACAUUAAGCAGAGAAAAUGCCUGUGAUGAAGGGAUUAUUAGCGCCACAGAACACGUUUCUGGACACUAUAGCCACAAGGUUUGACGGAACUCAUAGCAACUUCAUCCUGGCCAAUGCUCAGUUGUUAAAGGGCUUUCCCAUUGUGUACUGCUCUGAUGGCUUCUGUGAGCUUACAGGCUUCUCUCGGACAGAAGUCAUGCAGAAGAGCUGUGCUUGUAAGUUCCUAUAUGGGCCUGAGACUAGUGAAAGCAUCAUCCUCAGUAUUGACGAGACCUUGGAGGAGCGCAAAGAGUUUAAAGAUGAGAUCAUGUUCUACACAAAGACAGCUGUGCUGUUCUGGUGCCUCCUGGACAUUGUCCCAAUUAAAAAUGAAAAGGGUGAUGUGGUGCUCUUUCUGGCUUCAUUUAAGGACAUCACAGACACAAAAGCCAAAACAAUACAAGAGGACAAGAAGGAAGAACGACGGCGCGGCAGGGUGAAAACAGGUUCUUCAUUCAGCAAGGCUCGUCUGCGGAGCAGCACUGUGCUCUAUCACAUUUCUGGUCACCUCCACAGCAGGGAGAAGGGCAAGAUUAAACUCAACAAGAAUAUGUUUGGGGACCCACCUGCUCUACCGGAGUACAAGGUUGCACAUUCCAAGAAGUCCAAAUUUAUCCUCCCUCACUACAGUACAAUCAGAGCAGGCUGGGACUGGCUCAUUCUGGUUGCUACCUUCUACGUUGCUGUGACAGUGCCCUAUAACGUGUGCUUCACUGGUGAUCCCGAUGACAUGACCCGCAGCAUAUCUGCGAGUGACGUUGUUGUAGAGAUACUGUUCAUCAUAGACAUCAUUUUCAAUUUUCGCACCACUUACGUCAGCAAGUCGGGCCAGGUGAUCUUUGAUGGUCGACAGAUAUGCAUCCAUUACCUGACCACAUGGUUCACCAUUGACCUGCUGGCAGCAUUGCCUUUUGACCUGCUCAUUGCUGUCAAUGUCAGCGUGAUGUCUGUGGUCCACAUGUUAAAAACUGUGCGUCUGCUUCGUUUGCUGAGGCUCCUGCAGAAGAUGGACCGCUACUCACAGCAUAGCUCAGUGGUCCUGACCCUGCUCAUGUCCAUGUUUGCUCUUCUGGCCCACUGGAUGGCUUGCAUCUGGUAUAUUAUUGGCAAGAUGGAGAUGGAGAAUAAACCAUACAACUGGGAUGCUGGAUGGCUUCAUGAGCUAGGAAAGCGUAUGGAUAUGCCGUACCAUGCAGUGGGAGUUGUAAAUGCAACUAGCAGUGGUCCCUCCAUCCGCAGCAUCUACAUUGCAUCACUCUACUUCACCCUCACCAGUCUUACCAGCGUGGGCUUCGGUAAUGUGUCAGCAAACACUGACGCAGAAAAGAUCUUCUCUAUUUGCGUCAUGCUAAUAGGAGCACUGAUGCAUGCCUUGGUUUUCGGCAAUGUGACAGCCAUCAUCCAGAGGAUGUACUCCCGUUGGUCCCAUUACCACACCAGAACCAAAGACCUCAAGGACUUCAUACGUGUCCAUCACCUGCCACAUUCCCUCAAGCAGCGAAUGCUUGAAUACUUUCAGACAACUUGGUCAGUCAACAAUGGUAUCGACAGUAAUGAGCUGCUGAAGGACUUUCCAGAUGAGCUGCGAUCCGACAUCACCAUGCAUCUUAACAAGGAGAUCCUGGAGCUGUCGCUGUUUGCCUCUGCCAGUCGUGGCUGCCUGCGCUCCCUGUCACUGCAUAUCAAGACCUCCUUUUGCGCCCCUGGAGAGUACCUCCUUCGACAGGGCGAUGCUCUGCAGGCCAUCUUCUUUGUCUGUUCAGGGUCCAUGGAAGUGCUGAAAGAUGGGAUGGUCUUGGCCAUCUUAGGUAAAGGUGACCUAAUUGGAGCAAAUCUGUCUUUGGAUAACCGGGUAAUAAAGACCAACGCUGAUGUGAAAGCCCUGACCUACUGUGACCUGCAGUGUAUCAAUCUGAAAGGCCUCUAUGAGGUGUUAGACCUCUACCCUGAGUACUCUCACCACUUUGUCCAGGAUAUCCAGCAGGAUCUCACAUACAACCUGAGGGAGGGACACGAGACACAUGUCAAGGCCAGACUGCCAACAACAACUCUAGAGACUCAGUCGGUAGUGAGAAGGAAUGGGCAAGUGGUUCAGGGUCAGCUCUCCAUUACUGAGGCGCAGGACGAACCAGAGAGGGAUACAGAAGACCAGGAUCUUGAUGAGGCCAUGUCUGUGUACAUGUUGUCGGAGCAGAAACGAGCAGUGAACCUCAGGGAAGCUGGUGGGAAAUCUCCACUUGGCAAACCCAGCCAGAAGACCUUGGUAGAGACUUCAAGUGGAUCUCAGAGGACAAUCCAAGAAAUUACACUCACUACUUUGGACCCUUUCAACCUCAGUCCCAGGAUAGUAGAUGGUACUGAAGACAGUGAGGUGACAGAGAGUACCCAGACCUCCUUCUCUACCGUCCAAGGUUGUCCUGUCAGUGGACCAACCAGUACGUCACUAUCCACUAAAGAUAUGCUUCACAUCCGCACAGAAGAACUAGCAGCUACACUUGAGGAGACCAGAGAACAAUGCCAACACCUCGGCCAGCAGGUGGGGACCAUCCAGAGGGAUGUGGCUGAGCUGGGACAGGUCAUGAAGAGAAUAGCCCAUCUUAUGGAGACCUUCAUGUCCACAGCUCCACAACCUGCAGUGGUCUGUCCCAUGCACUACUCUCCAGCACACCACACAUACCUGCACCCCUCUAACCCUCCCCAGUCUUUACCAUCCUUCUCUAAGUCUGAAUCCAUCUGUACAGACCCACUCAUACCGUUAACCUCCUCUUCUUUCACAAUCUCCCAGCAACAGAGUACAAUGUGCCACUUGGACUCCAUACUACACAGACCACAGAACCUCCAGUCAGGGUAUCCUCCCAUUCCCAGCUCAACUCCACUUCCCGCUCCUGACACAUCAUUCCUACAACUGCAUCCAUCCUCUGUCACCUCAAAGACUCCUAUGCAUUCACCGCCGCUCUGCUCACCGGAUUUUUCACACAAAGAAGACAGAGCUUUGAGCUCCAUCAAGUUGGGGGAACACAGUUCACCUCCGCAGGACAGAGGAGAGGCACUCUAGAUCUCUGGAUCUUCUCCUCAAACUGAACUUGGGCGAGCCAACAACCGCCAAAACCAGGGUCUGUAGCAGACGUCGCUUAGAACUUUCCUGGAGUCUACAGGAGUUUUUCCAGCACAUUUUUUUUUUUUUUGGUAUAUAUUCCUGAACUUAAUAAUAGACUAUCAUUGCAAGACAUUUACAACUGACAUUUCAUUUUGUUUUAAAGGCACGCUAUUAAAAUCCACUUGCAUGACAAAAGUACAGAUGGUUUAGGUGUAUUAUCUUUACCUUAUAGAAACCAAGUGUUAUAAAAUGGUAUAUAGAAAUUUUGGGUCAGUUGUGGAGCUGUAUGGUGGUAGGUAGCUAUAUUGGUAGGGCACCCCACCCCCUCCCACAUUCCCCUCCCAUCUUAAGGAUCCUUUGUAGAACAGUACUCUUCCAUAAUGGAGGGUGAUACUUCUGCCAUUCAACUCUUCUUUCCUUGUUCACUCAACCCAUGUU